Molecule: messenger RNA, 789 nt
Organism: Besnoitia besnoiti
Lineage: Eukaryota; Apicomplexa; Conoidasida; Eucoccidiorida; Sarcocystidae
Exons: 2
Coding region: 1-789 (262 amino acids)
Source: RefSeq, a predicted model, not a curated record
AUGGUCGCAAACGUCGUCGCGGGGGCGGUCUGCUGCUGCUCGGUCCCGCGUCCAAAGACACAGGCGGAGCGCCGGAUCUUGUUGUGCGGCGGGUUGCUGAACGUCCUGCUGCCGUGUGGCGCCGGCUCGCUGGUGGCGGGGUGCUGCCUGCGAGACAACCAGUUGAUCAAUACGGGGGCGCUGCAACUGGCCCUGACGCUGCUGCUCGUCGGCGUCUUGUGGUCACUGGUCUACGGCAUCAUGAUGAUUCUGAAUGCCCUCACGUCGCCGAUUUCGUCGGCCGCGCCUCAGGACCCGCCGGCGGGCGAAAUCGAGGCCUUCUCGAAGAAGGCGAGCCUCGCCCACCAGCGCGCGAGCGCGAGCCACCCCGGGGCGUCUCGGCAAUCUCCGCAAGCGGCUGAAAUCGCAGGCCGGGGCGAGGGGGCCGCCGGAGGCAGCCGCUGUGCCGGGGACGAACUCGCGCCCUUCAAAACUCGCCACAGCGUUGGCUCCACCGAGGAGCGCCUCGAUCGCGCGUUCGCGCAGCUGCAGACGGGGCGCUGGCGCUCGCUGACUGCCGCCUCCUCGUCGGUCGCCGUGGCGAUCUCGCCGCGGGCCUUGCGCGGGAGCAAAGCGGAGGAGGGCGGCGCCCGCGCGUGCCACGAAGGAGACGACGCAGGCCAAGAGCGAGACGCCGCGAGGAGCCCAGACGCGACUCUCCGCGCGCAAGUCAUUGGCGCCAGGACUCUGCCGCCUUCGCUGCUGGAGGAGGGACGGGGCGGCGAAGGUGGCAUGCCGAGCCAGGACUGA